GUCAACUUCCUUAUACAAAUGAAUUAUUCAUCAGUCCAUUUACUUUAACUGCAAGAUUUAUACAAAUAUUCAUAAAUAUUAAUUGUCAAUUUACAUAUUCCAUUGACUUGCCAUCGGCUUUGAAAAGUAUAUGGUCAAGCAUGAAAAUGGGAAGAGAAAGGUUGAUAUUUCAUCUCUAAAGAUCUGAGAAGAAAAAACUCAGAGUAGAAUCUUUUUUAUUAUUUGAUCAGAAUCAAAACUCCUGUCCCUUCAUGUUGUUAACGGUCAAAUUGCUGUAUAUUCUGCUAUGCAGUUCUGUUUUCUUGAAGUAUUUGGCCUUAGCUGAUCAAGAGGUAAAUCAGUUCAUCUACCAUGGCUUCAAUGAAGCCAACCUGCAUCUUAAUGGGAUUGCCAAAAUCCUCCCCAAUGGUCUAUUACAGUUGACAAACAUUUCAUUCGAACAAAUUGGCCACGCUUUCUUUCCACUCCCUAUCAAAUUCAGUAAAAAUGCAUCCACCAAUUCUCAGUCUUUCUCAUUUUCUACCAGUUUUGUUUUUGCUAUUGUUCCUCAGGUGCCUGAUCUCGGUGGCCAUGGCUUUGCCUUCACAAUUUCUCCAUCUGCUGAGUUCACAGGGGCGUGGGCAGUAGGGUACCUAGGACUUUUUAAUUCAACAAACAACGGCUUGUCCUCAAACCAUGUCUUUGCUGUUGAGCUUGAUACUAUAUGGACUCCUGAAUUUAAUGACAUCAACAGCAACCAUGUUGGAAUUGAUGUAAAUGGCUUGAUUUCCAAUGUAUCAGCACCAGUGGCCUACUUUCCUGAUAAGGAAAGGGAAAAUAUGAGCUUAGAGCUCAGAAGUGGAAAUCCAAUGCAGGUUUGGAUAGAUUACGAUGAUAUGGAGCAGCUUCUCAACGUAACAGUAGCUCCUCUAACAAGCAAGAAACCGCAAAGGCCUCUAUUGUCAACAGCUAUUGAUCUUUCUCCAGUCUUCAUGGAUUCUAUGUAUGUUGGCUUUUCUUCCUCUACUGGAGCAGUGGCAAGCUACCAUUAUAUUCUUGGAUGGAGCUUCAACAGAAGUGGACCAGCUCAAAGUCUUGAUUUAUCUAAGCUUCCUUCACUUCCACCUAAAAGAGAAUCAAGUAAGAAACUUGAUUUAAGAAUUAUGGUCCCAUCAGUAACAGCAAGUAUUGUGCUGAUAAUAGCAUCUGGAGCUGUUUAUAGGAGGAAGAGAUUUGAAGAAUUGCACGAAGAUUGGGAACAGGAAUAUGGUCCUCAAAGAUUCUCUUACAAGGAUCUCUACAAAGCAACAAGAGGAUUCAAAGAUAAAGAGCUGCUGGGAUUAGGAGGUUUUGGAAGGGUUUACAAAGGUGUAUUGCCUUCUUCCAAUACACAAGUUGCGGUUAAGAAAGUCUCACAUGAUUCCCAACAAGGAAUUAAGGAAUUUGUUUCUGAGAUUGUCAGCAUGGGGAGGCUAAGGCAUAGGAACCUGGUGCAGCUCCUAGGCUAUUGCCGUCGAAAGGGAGAGCUGCUCUUGGUAUAUGAUUAUAUGCCUAAUGGAAGCCUUGACAAAUUCCUAUUUCAAAACGACACACCAGAUUUGAAUUGGAUUCGCCGAUAUCAAAUCCUGAGAGGAGUUGCAUCUGCCAUGCUUUACCUCCAUGAAGAGUGGGAACAAGUCGUUCUGCACAGAGAUGUUAAAGCUAGUAACGUUAUGCUAGAUGCUGAACUUAAUGGACGGUUAGGAGAUUUUGGGCUAGCUAAGUUCUAUGAUCAUGGAUCAAUUCCUCAAACAACCCGUGUGGUUGGAACUGUGGGAUACCUUGCACCAGAGGUUUCAAGAACAGGAAGGGUCACUACCAGCAGUGAUGUUUUUGCCUUUGGAAUCUUAAUGCUUGAAGUGGCUUGUGGAAGAAGGCCUAUAGAGCCAGAAAGACCACCUCAGGAGGCGCUUUUGUUAGACUGGGUUCUUGAAUGCUGGAAAAGAGGGGCCAUUCUGGAGACGAGUGAUCCUAGACUGGAAGGUAGGUAUAUGGCAGAAGAAAUGGAAAUGAUUUUGAAGCUAGGCUUGCUUUGUACUCACGUUACACCAGCAGCAAGGCCUAUCAUGAGACAAGUCAUGCAAUAUCUGGAUAAAAAUGCUCCCUUACCAGAUAUACUAUUGGAUGGUCCUGGCAUAGGCUUGGUCACAGUUAGCCAAGAAGCCGCUGGAGAUUUCUAUUCGUCCUCCCCUGCAUCUAAUGAUUAUUCUGUGUUGUCUAUUACCACCUCCAUCCUUAGCUACGGUCGCUGAAUCUGAAAUGUAAACAUUCCCUGAGCCAGUCGCGCUUUAUCUAUAGGUGCAAACUUAAAAUUAGUGCUGCUUAUUAGAUGUAAUGAGGGUGAAGCAGAAACCAGAGUAUCAUGUUGUAUACAUUUAAAUGGCAUGCUGUUCUAUAAUCUUAGUCUUGAUAAUUUCUUUAUGGAUUUAAA
Messenger RNA from Manihot esculenta (cassava), 2449 nucleotides. Its product is annotated as L-type lectin-domain containing receptor kinase SIT2. Gene Ontology annotation, cellular component: plasma membrane. Gene Ontology annotation, molecular function: ATP binding; carbohydrate binding; protein kinase activity. The coding region runs from base 252 to 2270 and encodes 672 amino acids. Lineage: Eukaryota; Viridiplantae; Streptophyta; Magnoliopsida; Malpighiales; Euphorbiaceae. The record is from RefSeq and is a predicted model, not a curated record. Gene Ontology annotation, biological process: protein phosphorylation. The transcript has a single exon.